This is a messenger RNA of Raphanus sativus (radish), 638 nucleotides long. RefSeq names its product GPI-anchored protein LLG3-like. The record is from RefSeq and is a predicted model, not a curated record. Lineage: Eukaryota; Viridiplantae; Streptophyta; Magnoliopsida; Brassicales; Brassicaceae. The transcript has 3 exons. Bases 38 to 460 code for a protein of 140 amino acids.
AGGAAAACAGAACAGUUACAAAAAAGGAAACAGAAGCAUGAAGAUUUCUCUACAUUGUUUGGUUUCUCUUUUCUCAAUAAUUCUUUUGUCAGGAUUCGCCUCAUCUCUCCACAUCUCUUUUGAUGAGUUUAAAUCACACCCAGCCACAAGCCGAGCUCUUCUUCGGGAAAAGAAACCAUGCAAAGAAGAUUUUGCGAGCAAGGAUUACACAGUCCUAACUAGUAGAUGCAAAGGACCAAAGUAUCAAGCCAAGGCAUGUUGUUCGGCCUUCAAGGACUUUGCAUGCCCAUACGCGGAAGCUAUUACCGAUCAAACAACACUAUGUGCCGACGAUAUGUUCUGCUACCUCGAAAUCUAUGGUCGUUAUCCUCUGGGCCUAUUCGCAAAACUGUGUAAAGAAGGCAAAAAAGGGCUUGAUUGCACCAACGUCAAAGCCAACUCAACGUCUUCUCGUGGAUAACUCCCACUUGUUUCCACGCACGCAUUGCUUUUCACCGUUUUCUUUUUUUGCCUUUUCUAAAGACAUAUAUAAAUGUUACCAGAGGCGGACCUAUCAAAAAGUUUCACUGAGGUCAUCACAAUGUAAAUAAAGUGUUAUUUAAAUGUAAAAAGAGUAAAUAUAUGGAUAAUUGUGGAGC